Molecule: messenger RNA, 1416 nt
Organism: Aspergillus udagawae
Lineage: Eukaryota; Fungi; Ascomycota; Eurotiomycetes; Eurotiales; Aspergillaceae
Exons: 3
Coding region: 1-1416 (471 amino acids)
Molecular function (GO): protein binding
Source: RefSeq, a predicted model, not a curated record
AUGGCAGCCAGACUCCCAUUCGAACUUCUAUGUGAGAUCGCAAUCAAUCUCCAAGAUGCAGGCGCUUCUCUGGUCGCAUGUACCACUGUCUGUCGUCGCUGGCAGGCAGUGUUUGAGUCGUUCAUUUACUCCGAAUUGAAGGUGUAUAGUGAGGAUGGUUACAAUGGACGCAGCCUUUGCCUCAACCAAUUCCGAGAAUUCACUUCUGGGCCACGAAUCACAAGACGAGUAUGGGUUCGUCAGCUGCGUUACUAUAUUGUUCUCCCCUUUGAACUCCCAGACUGGACGACUCAUCAAGAGGAAGGUUAUACCACCAACAAUCCCGUUCGACAGGCAAAUGACACCGCCUUUCAAUCAGCAGUCAUCAAUCUGUUCAACGCUCUAGAGUCUUGGGAUAAGAUUCAUCGUCUGUCUGUCGUUCUGGUACUUCGAGGACGUGAGCUAGGCGAGGAGCCUUAUACAACAGAGAGUGAAGAAGUUAUAUCGCAUAGAGAUGGGCUGACACGGUCUGUCCCUGUGUAUCGCGCGCGAUUCAAUAGUAAUGGUACAUCGAUGCUACGCGAUGUUUCAUGCAUUGAUAAAAUAUCGCUUCCCAAGGGGAUAUGGGCAGGGGCCAUAAUGCAGAUUGUUCGACACUGUCCGGAACUCACAGAACUAUAUAUGGACCUGGAUCGGUGGAUCACACCAGGACACCUGGAAUACAUGAAACAACGGCGUCAGGCUGUCGCUGAAGGUCUGAAAGAUAUCUCCCUCUCUUUGAGGGUUUUUCACUUCGCCUAUGAAUACGAGUGGGAUUGGCAGGAUGUCGUGCCUGCCUUGAAUGUUUUAUCGUCAAGCGUUGAUGUCCUAUCCAUCAGAAUCCGAGAACUGAGUCUUUCCCUCCGUGAGCUACAACUAGGGGAAGUUCCUGUGUCCCUGGAUUUCCUCUGGCCUUUGGAUGAGGAAGAUCACUCACUACCAGCCAACAAAUCUUUGCACUGGCCCAAUUUGGAAAUUUUGAGUUUAUCAUUUCAGCCCUUCCUUCCUUCAGGUGAGCGGAUCGUUCACCUUACUGCAGAGGGGAGAGAAGUGUCCAGCUACGAAACGGACGAACUGGAGCGACCCCUCGAGGGACCCAUCUUCAAGCAAGAGCAGUUCCAUCGGCUGUUUAUCUCUUUGGGUUACGCCGCAAGGCGUAUGCCUCGCGUGAGGGCCAUCACGGUUGCUCUCAAUCACCCAGAACAUUUCUGGUUCAGGUUUAUAACCACAGAUGGCGCGAUCAGCGUCCAGCGGGAGAUAGGAAGUUGUGGUUUAUAUAUGCCUGAUGAUCAGGUUGCUGCUGCCUGGGGCUUUCAGCUUGAUCAUCAUCAGCUCACAGGUUUGUAUUAUGAGGCAAUUUUGUCUGAUUGGCCGCCGAUCGAGCGGAAGUCUAUGUGA